AGCCGGGAGGCUUAGCUGGGGCCGCAGCGCGGCGGCAACAUCACUCUCGCUGCCGCUGCUCCGCCCCAUCUUCUUCUGUUUUUCUCUCUCAUUCUCCGGUGGCGGCGGCGGGGAAGGCAGAGGCACAGGCAGCAGCAGCCGCGGUGGCUGCGAUGAAUGAUCCCCCAGCUAGUGGGGAGGACUCCAGGUGAGCCUCUGCCCUCGGAAGGGCCGGGACCCCCGGCCACCCAAGACCUGCAGCCCCGCUAUGGAUCCCUAGAGGGAGGAGGAGAAGGAGAAGACAGCUCCGCCACCCACCCCCAUCCCAUUUGCCUCUUCCUUUAUCUCAUUGUUGCCAGAGCUGUUUACGGCAGCGCUCCCUCUGCCCAGACAUGGGGUGGGUUCCGGGCACUGCCAGUCGGCAGGCGCUGCUCCCGCGGCUGCCAGGGGAUUCUGCCUAAUCCUACCCCUCCAGCUGGUGCAGCGAGGACCGGACAGCGGUGGAGGCCCGGACUGCAGCAGCGGCGGGGCCACCUCCCAGCAUCCCCACCCUAGGAGGCUGCAUGCAGAUUGAAGAGAAGCGCCUGGGGGCUGGGCCAGCCCUCUGAUCCCCAGCUAGGGAGCAGGAGAGCAGGACCGCCCCGGCCGAGGGGGUCGGGGGCAGCAAGGGCAGAGCAGCAAGAUGGCCAGUAAGACCAAGGCCAGCGAGGCCCUGAAGGUGGUGGCCCGGUGCCGCCCCCUCAGCAGGAAGGAGGAGGCUGCUGGUCACGAGCAGAUCCUGACCAUGGACGUGAAACUGGGCCAGGUGACCCUGCGCAACCCCCGCGCGGCCCCGGGAGAGCUGCCCAAGACCUUCACCUUUGAUGCUGUGUAUGAUGCCAACUCCAAGCAGGCAGAUCUGUACGAUGAAACAGUGAGGCCCCUGAUAGACUCCGUGCUUCAGGGUUUCAAUGGCACCGUGUUCGCCUAUGGCCAGACGGGCACUGGCAAGACCUACACCAUGCAGGGGACCUGGGUGGAGCCCGAGCAGCGUGGGGUCAUCCCCAACGCCUUUGAGCACAUCUUCACCCACAUCUCCCGCUCCCAGAACCAGCAGUACCUGGUCCGGGCCUCCUACUUGGAGAUCUACCAGGAAGAGAUUCGAGACCUGCUCUCCAAGGAGCCUGGCAAGAGGCUAGAGCUGAAGGAGAACCCUGAGACAGGGGUCUACAUCAAGGACCUCUCCUCCUUCGUCACCAAGAACGUCAAGGAGAUCGAACAUGUGAUGAACCUGGGGAACCAGACCCGGGCAGUGGGCAGCACCCACAUGAACGAGGUCAGCUCCCGCUCCCAUGCCAUCUUUGUCAUCACUGUGGAGUGCAGCGAGCGUGGCUCUGAUGGCCAGGAGCACAUCCGUGUGGGCAAGCUCAACCUAGUGGACCUGGCUGGCAGUGAAAGGCAGAACAAAGCAGGCCCCAACACACCUGGAGGGACAGCCACACAGUCCACGGGUGGUGGUGGUGGUGGUGGUGGAAGUGGUGGCACCAGUGGUGGAGAGAGACCUAAGGAAGCUUCCAAAAUCAAUCUCUCACUGUCUGCCCUGGGCAAUGUGAUUGCUGCUCUGGCCGGUAACAGAAGCACCCACAUCCCCUACCGGGACUCCAAGCUGACGCGGCUGCUCCAAGACUCGCUGGGGGGAAAUGCCAAGACCAUCAUGGUGGCCACCCUGGGGCCAGCUUCUAACAGCUACGAUGAGAGCCUCUCUACCCUGCGCUUUGCCAACCGAGCCAAGAAUAUCAAGAACAAGCCCCGGGUGAAUGAGGACCCCAAGGACACACUACUGCGGGAAUUCCAAGAGGAGAUCGCCCGCCUGAAGGCCCAGCUGGAGAAAAGGGGGAUGCUGGGGAAACGGCCCCGGAGGAAGAGCAGCCGCAGGAAGAAGGCCGAGUCAGCUCCUGCGGGGUACCCUGAGGGGCCAGUGAUUGAGGCCUGGGUGGCUGAAGAGGAGGAUGACAACAACAACAACCACCACCCACCCCAGCCCAUCCUGGAGUCAGCCUUCGAAAAGAACAUGGAGAAUUACCUUCAGGAGCAGAAGGAGCGGCUGGAGGAGGAGAAGGCGGCCAUUCAGGACGACCGCAGCCUGGUGAGUGAGGAGAAGCAGAAGCUUCUAGAAGAGAAGGAGAAGAUGCUGGAGGACCUGCGGCGGGAGCAGCAGGCCACAGAGCUGCUUGCGGCCAAGUACAAGGCCAUGGAGAGCAAGCUGCUCAUCGGGGGCAGGAACAUCAUGGAUCACACCAAUGAGCAGCAGAAGAUGCUGGAACUGAAGCGGCAGGAGAUUGCCGAGCAGAAACGCCGUGAGCGGGAAAUGCAGCAAGAGAUGAUGCUCCGAGAUGAGGAGACCAUGGAGCUCCGCGGCACCUACACGUCCCUGCAGCAGGAGGUGGAGGUCAAAACUAAGAAACUCAAGAAGCUCUACGCCAAGCUGCAGGCGGUGAAGGCAGAAAUCCAGGACCAACAUGACGAGUACAUCCGGGUGCGGCAGGACCUGGAGGAGGCGCAGAAUGAGCAGACCCGUGAACUCAAGCUCAAGUACCUAAUCAUUGAGAACUUCAUUCCCCCUGAGGAGAAGAACAAGAUCAUGAACCGGCUUUUCCUGGACUGUGAGGAGGAGCAGUGGAAGUUCCAGCCACUGGUGCCAGCUGGAGUCAAUAACAGCCAAAUGAAGAAGCGGCCAACAUCUGCAGUGGGCUACAAGAGGCCUAUCAGCCAGUAUGCUCGGGUGGCCAUGGCAAUGGGGUCCCACCCGAGGUACAGGGCUGAAAACAUAAUGUUUUUGGAGUUGGACGUGUCCCCUCCAGCUGUCUUUGAGAUGGAAUUCUCUCAUGACCAAGAACAAGACCCUCGUGCACUACACAUGGAGAGGCUUAUGCGACUGGAUAGCUUUCUGGAAAGACCUUCCACGUCUAAAGUCCGAAAGUCCAGAUCCUGGUGCCAGAGUCCUCAACGGCCUCCUCCCUCCACCACGCACGUCCCCGUGGCAGCUUCUUGUCCACGCCCUGCGACGGUGGUGGACCAUGAAUGACAGUGACAACCUUCACAUCAGGCUGCCCACCCAACGGACUCCUGGGGUGGGGUAGCCAGCCCCGGCUCAUCUCACCUGCUGCUUGCGUGUGCGUGCGUGUGUGUGCAUGUGCGUGUGCGUGCGUGUGAAGGGAGAGGAUCCGGCAGACAGCACCUCUGCCUGCUCUUCUCCACCUCCUUUAUUUAAUUCAUGUUAUUUAUUCGUGGAGCUCAGUUUGUGUGUGGGAGACGCGUGGCCCAAGCUGUCUGGGCCUGCUGUGGUCACUGCGUAGCCUCCUUUCCUUCUUCUGACUUUAGACGCCUCCCUGUCAGACCUCAGGCUUCUCCCCGUGUCAGCUGCCCCCAGCAGGGAAGGUGGCCAGUGCCUGAGAAGACAGUCCCUUUCCUACCCGUCUCACUCCGUAACCUCCAUCUCCUCCCAUGCUGACGGUGAGCAGCCUCUAAGCACUUUCUAGGACCAGAAAACUGCUCAGCAUCCACUGAGGACAAGAGACAUCCUGACCGUGUUGGUCCUGUGCUCCCAGUGGACAGAGCGAGCCCCACUCUCCCCUUUCUGGGCCUCAAACAACCUCUUUCAGCCUCUCAGACUCCUUUUCAAUGAUGUAAACGACCUCACCAACAUGGCCCGAGCUCUUCAGCUUUGGCAAGAACUCAUGGCUUCCCAAACUCUGCCUCCUGCCCGCCUUCCCAGCCCCUGGUUGGUUAUUGCAAACCAGCCGGUUGCUGCCACCCUGGGACUUGCAGGAAAUGGAGCAACAAUUAAGACAACCUGGACAGUCAUCAAGGGAAGUCCCUCCUCUAGGUCUCUUUGUUUCUGUCCCCUCCGAGAAGAAACUUUGGUCACAAACCAUGGAGCCGACUCCCCAUUUUUGAGAUGCUGCUCCUUCUGCAUUGGUCAUUUCUCCCUGCACUUGCCCAGAUCCCUCUUCACAGUGGGAGGAGUCAAUGUCGCUGCACCCCUGACUAAAUGAAGGUAUUAAAAUCUGUUGCUUUCCCUGUCAUUUAGCACAGGAAACAGAGAACCAGGUGCAAUCUUUUCCAGCUUUGCCUAUUACCCCUGUUUCUGAAUCACAUUUUUGGGGGGAACUCUUUUGUUGAAAACUGAUCCUUUCUUCACCAGUUGUGCAAAUUAGUCCCUAGGGGGGAACUGCUCACCUUCCUUUGGGACAAUCCAAAAUGUCUCCAAGUAUCUCAAGUGAUAAGUAAAUUUCUACAAAAA
Messenger RNA from Otolemur garnettii (small-eared galago), 4261 nucleotides. RefSeq names its product kinesin family member 3C (gene KIF3C). Gene Ontology annotation, cellular component: microtubule. The coding region runs from base 662 to 3043 and encodes 793 amino acids. Gene Ontology annotation, molecular function: ATP binding; microtubule binding; plus-end-directed microtubule motor activity. The record is from RefSeq and is a predicted model, not a curated record. Gene Ontology annotation, biological process: microtubule-based movement; mitotic cell cycle. The transcript has 8 exons. NCBI's taxonomy places the organism in Eukaryota, Metazoa, Chordata, Mammalia, Primates, Galagidae.